AUGGGGGUGUGUGUCUUCUUCCCACUGUGUCUUCCAUGCCCAGGGGCUCUCACAUAUAUAAGAGAAGCACAAUUCAUUUCAUCUUGGACCCCGGCAGACCCCAGACACAAGCAACUAAAAAUGUUUUUGCAGAGAUUUGUGACAGUAGGCGGUGCUGCCAUUGGAGCUAGAAGUACUAUGGGUGCCAUGGGUGCCAUAGGUGCCAUAGGUGCCAAGGGCACUAUGAACAAUAUCGGAAGGAGGAUGUAUCAUCCCAAGGUUAUAGAGCAUUACACGCACCCUAGGAAUGUGGGGUCUAUGGACAAGACGCUUCCUAAUGUGGGUACUGGUCUGGUUGGUGCGCCUGCGUGUGGCGAUGUGAUGAGACUGCAGAUCAAGGUUAAUGACAAGACGGGCGUGAUAGAGGACGUGAAGUUCAAGACGUUCGGGUGCGGUUCCGCGAUCGCUUCCUCCUCGUAUAUGACUGAGCUAGUGCACGGCAUGACCUUGGAUGACGCCGCCAAGAUCAAGAACACAACCAUCGCAAAGGAGUUGAGUCUGCCACCUGUCAAACUGCACUGCUCUAUGCUAGCAGAGGACGCUAUCAAGGCAGCAAUUAAGGACUACAAGUCUAAGAGAACAUCUACGACAACACUGCACUAG
Molecule: messenger RNA, 642 nt
Organism: Nakaseomyces glabratus
Lineage: Eukaryota; Fungi; Ascomycota; Saccharomycetes; Saccharomycetales; Saccharomycetaceae
Gene: ISU1
Product: iron-binding protein ISU1
Biological process (GO): iron-sulfur cluster assembly; intracellular iron ion homeostasis
Cellular component (GO): mitochondrial matrix; cytoplasm
Molecular function (GO): ferrous iron binding; 2 iron, 2 sulfur cluster binding
Source: RefSeq, a predicted model, not a curated record